Babesia bovis T2Bo is the source of this 2096-nucleotide messenger RNA. RefSeq lists its product as uncharacterized. The transcript has 3 exons. NCBI's taxonomy places the organism in Eukaryota, Apicomplexa, Aconoidasida, Piroplasmida, Babesiidae. The coding region runs from base 16 to 2076 and encodes 686 amino acids. The record is from RefSeq and is a predicted model, not a curated record.
UUUUUCUAACUAACCAUGCGUGCCUUAUCGCAGGUACCGUCAAUGUGUUACCUGGCGGCACAGACUAGUAACGCAGGCAUGCCGUCCUUCCACAUUACACGUGUCUUUACAUUGCAAAGCACAACUUCAUCGUCGGAAAACGUGUAUGAGCUUUCCGAUGAGCAUAAGAAGAUGCUACAGAUGCCGUUUUGCCAUAAGGAUUCCUUAGAAGAAGAAUACAACAGGCUACUAGACAGUGUCGAGCAAUCUGAUAGCGAAGACGAUAUGGAUGACAUUGAUCGUGAGCUUUUAGCAGCUGAACGUGAGAAGAAGCUUUACAACGAUCUAAAUCGCAUGAUUAAACGUAGCGAGGCGAUGGAGUUGCCACGUACCCACGUUGAGACACAGGCAAUGUACCCACCAGGUAAACCUAAUGAUGACGUGGUUAACCGUAACACCGCUGACAUAACCAUUGCUGAUGAUACGGUAGAUUCAAUAAAUCCAACGUUUAUAAAUGACCGUGUAACCAAAGGAAAGAAUACUACUAAUGUUCCAACUACAGAUACAGUCCCAGAGCACAAGUUACCAUAUGACGACUAUAAGCCGAUAAAGCUACCAGCAAACGCCAAUAGCACCUCUGAACUUAUAAGUGGUAUUAUCCAGAUGCCCAAUAUCAAGGGAAUCAAGGCACUACAGGAAAGUAUACGCAUUAAGGACUAUAGUGUAGAUGACUACCCACCUGUAAACGAAGAUGAUAUCUGGCUAGAUGCUAUAAACGACGAGCGGAAGAGCCGUGGAGAACCUGAGAUAGUCAUACCUGAUGGACAAGACCAUGAAGAUAAUCCAGACUUUGUCCGUGAAAAGCGCGCCCUACGUUUAAGGCAUAUAAGAGAACGACGUAAAAGAUCACACGAAGCACGUGCUCACCGUGAGGCUAUGAAUCAAACCUACUAUCGCAAACUGCCACGUAAUGAAAUGGGCUUUGCAACACUCGCUGCGCCCGAUGUGGAUAAGCUGCACUACGUAGAAGUAAUGGAAGAAUUACGAGCUCGUGGUUAUCGCACAUCUGGUGGUGAACGCGCUGCUAGAGUUAGAUUGAAGUGCGCUAUUGAUGAUAAUGAAACAUGGCGGUACCAUAACAUUGUGCGGCAGCCACUAGAGGAAACCAAUGAAAACCUACCAGAAGACGCCAGAGCACGUAUCGCUGAUAUCAAGGAAAAGAUUAAAUUCCUUGAAGAUACACGUAAUCCCGAGGACGUAAUGACAGCUAUCAAUCGCCUGAAGGUGCGGCAAGAAGUAAUGGAAUUUAAGCAAGACCCAGUGGGAUAUCUUAUGCUGGAUCGCUUGGAUCCAGAUUUGCAAGUAAGCCCCAAGGAAGCUGAAGAACUGCGUAAUGCACCGAUAGUACAUGAUGUGGAGUUCAUAAAAGCUAUGAACGAUCCCAUUAACAGACUGCCAGAUAUCAUACCCAGGACAUUCAACCUGCAGCCGGAUGUUGAACGGCCAUACCCUAGGUAUUUACCACACCAUAAAGAGGAACUGGAAGAGUUGAAGAAGGAAUAUUUGUCAUUCCGUGGUGGAACACAUGAUUUGACACUGCCUGAAAUAUCACAACGAUUUGAAAUAAGUCUACACUUUCUAGGAGAUGCAUGCUGUCGACUGGGAGCAAGGGCACCUAUCCCCCUAGAUGUACCUAUAAGGGCUAUAGUCUCAUACAGUGCUAUUUGGGACCUUAUUGAGUUUAUGAACAUAGCGGAUAACAUGGAAUUAGAGGCCUUCUAUAGCAUUAUGAACGUACAUGAAAUGGCUGAGGAGUAUGGUACUACUGUGGAGGGUGUCAAAGAAGCAUGUGAUAAACUCGGUAUAAAAUUGCCAUUCGGAGCUGAGAGCAGAUUAAAUCUACAUUGCUUCACUAUAGUGGAGAAAUUGCUGAUGAAUCCAGAUGAGGAUCCCGAGUUCCUCAAGAUAGGGGAUGGAAGACCAGAGCCUUUCCGUGACUACAGUGAUACUAGACCGGUAUUCCCAAACUCAAUGGAUACUGGGGAUUACAAACAACAGAUGAAAGAAGCUGAAUCGCUACUAGAAGAAAAAACCUAACUAUGAUAUAAUGCGUUAGU